AAGGAUGACGGCCUACCAAUUCUAAUCCUUAUAAUGGAACACUGCCUCUGGACCGAGAUCGAGGAGGUGGAAAAUGCUAUUUUGCGGCGAGAUAGAAAUAAAAGGUCACACGACCACGGGAAAUAACCGAGUGAAAUCUGCCUUGGGCACGUCGGCGGGAUAACACAGCACCGCCUAUUGGAGGAGAUAUCGAAGCAUGUUGCUUCAACAGAGUGAAUGUCCCUGCCCUUCAUGGCUAACAGGUGCAAUUGGGGGAAAACAAAACGUCCAAAAUUCUCAUACCAUUUUUAAUCGAAGAUGAAAGGAGCCUCGCGGCUGGACAAGAAGCGGAUAGCCUCACGGCUUACUUUUUGGGACUUUUUACGGCGUUGGUGUUUUCAUUUUCGUUCUUCUAAUACCCUCUUCACGAGAUUGGAUACCUAUUCUACUUCCAGCGAGCGAGCGAGCGGGUCUACAUUAUUGUGUCUACCACUUUCAUACUAUUUUCUUCAUUUUGUAACGGAAAGAUACCUCUCAAGUUGGCCAUGUUUAUCUUAUUCUUUUGUAUCAUUAAAAAGCAAAAAGCACCACGCUUCGUGGGCCAUUAUCAAACCGGAUUCGAUGACGAGCAAGACUCUGGGAGCGGAGGCGAAUUCAUACAUUAGCGAAAUGAUUUGUCCACCACCCGAGCCCUUAUGUGUGUUUACUACUGAUCCUUCUUUGACUUGGUGUGGCAGACUUCUCGAACUUUGGGUGUUGGUUGAUGUCGUCAGCCUAGGUACUUGCGAUGACCAGGGUUCGAAUCUAACCCAUGGGGGUUGGCCGAAAAGCCUCAGGUGCGGGAAUUUAUUUAACGAAUAUGAUGUGAACGACUACGUACUUUGAUACCUUGGUGUCAUGUUGAAAAGACUUUAUGAGCAGGAAUGUGGAUGUGGGAUGCGAUACGAACUGACAUAAUGCUCAUUUGUCCGUUUCGCACGGCUUGCUUCUAGAUCCGAAUGAACCGAAAGCUGAGCAUCCCUCAGGGAUGUCUUAGUGUGUUGGGAUGAACCAACAGUAGCCUGAUGCUCUUAUGAUAUCAAACAUUGGAAGAAUUUUCAAAAUUGUCGCGCUCAUAAAUGAUGGCGUG
Molecule: messenger RNA, 1108 nt
Organism: Annulohypoxylon truncatum
Lineage: Eukaryota; Fungi; Ascomycota; Sordariomycetes; Xylariales; Hypoxylaceae
Exons: 1
Coding region: 298-864 (188 amino acids)
Source: RefSeq, a predicted model, not a curated record